AUGAGCUCAGUCAAUCUUAGGGUAUACGAUAUCUCUGGGGGCGCAGCGAAGAGGUGGUCUUCCAUUCUGAUAGGCCGACAGAUCCAAGGCGUUUGGCACAGCGGAAUCGAGGUGUUUGGCUUCGAGUACUUUUACGGAGGUGGGAUUGUGAAGAUGAAGCCGGAGAAUGUGGAGAUGACCUUUGGAAUAACACCAACGUGUGUACAUGACCUGGGCAGGACGAAGAUGACGCGGAUCGAGUUUGAGAAGUUUUUGAUUACCGCGAUGCCGUUAUUUCGUAAGGAGGUGUACAACUUGACAGAGUGGAACUGCAACCACUUUGCCAACUAUUGCUGUGAAGAGCUGUUGGAUCGACAGAUCCCGCAGUACAUCUUGGACUUGCCGCAGGAGGUCUGCAAGACGUUUAUGGGAAAGCUGAUUCUGAACUUCCUGAAGAUGAUCGGAGGAAGUGCGCCGGUGGCGGUUGACGACCCCAGUCACCCGUCCAAGACAGCGUCUCCGGGACAGCCGCCGCGGUCCGGCCUGCCCCGGCCUCCCGUUCGGGUCCAGAGCGAGCGAGUGGCGCCGCGCUGUAGGAGGAACUCUUGUCCAGCUUCUCCCAUACACCGCGGCCUUGCUAACUCAGCCGAGCCUCGGAUGCGCUCCCGACCUGCUGUGGCAGAGAACGAACGAGGAGCCAGAGGCACAACCCGAACCGCCAGAAGGAAGUCGGUCGCCAACACGGUCGUACCUCCUAGAAACCUGCUAUCUCCGCAGCCGUCCCCUCAAGCGACCACGCCCGAAUUUAUCCGGUCUCAACACGACCUCUUGUCGGCCUCUGACCGAUCGGCCCCUGACCGAUCGGCCCCUGACCGAUCGGCCCCUGACCGGCGUCUCAUCACGCUGCCGGUUGUGGAUUCGCUGCGAGACACUCCUCAUCCGCAAGACGUGCAACGAGUCAAAGGAUCGCCCAUCGCGGGCGCGGAGACAGAGGUGUUGUUCUCUCCUGUCCACAGGAGACUGUACGAGCUGGAAAGAGAUUUGUAUGCACCCAAAAAGCAGACCGCCCGCCGGAAAAGUCUGGCCCUGGCCAAGAGACCAGAAGCAUUGGUAUGCUAA
Molecule: messenger RNA, 1098 nt
Organism: Gregarina niphandrodes
Lineage: Eukaryota; Apicomplexa; Conoidasida; Eugregarinorida; Gregarinidae
Product: PPPDE peptidase domain protein 2
Exons: 3
Coding region: 1-1098 (365 amino acids)
Biological process (GO): protein modification by small protein removal
Molecular function (GO): peptidase activity
Source: RefSeq, a predicted model, not a curated record